GUGUGUGUGUGUGAGAGAGAGAGAGAGAGAGAGAGUGAGUGAGUGCAAAAACUCUAAUGAGGUCAUGCAGCACAGGAGGUUCAGUGGCAGGAUGAAGAAGCCUUUUUAUUGCCAUUUGUAAACUGAAACAUAUGUGAGCUAUAUUCACUGUGUAUGUGUGUGUGUGUGUGUCUUGACAGUGUCUCUUCAAAGGAUCCACACCCUCCAAUCCCUCAUAUCUCCCUCUCUACUUCUCUCCCUUCGUCAAAGCAGUCAUUGUGAAUGCUUCAGCUUCUGACUUUAUCCAGAGAAAGAAAGAAGUUGCAUACUGCACUUUAAAUUUCAACACACAGGCCUGUUUCCUAUAGCGGAAGUUGAUGUGUUUCUGCAUUCACUCGCAGCUACUUCAGUAUUAUUUGCAAAUCAUGCACUAACUGAUCAAUUUAUACUGUAAAUGAGUUCAGUUUGCGUGUUUCAAGUCAUUACAUUUUGGUGGAUUUUGAAGUACAUUGUACAAAUUGCAUUUCCAAAGGUGACUGUGGCAGCUGUCAGCCACACAAAACCAAGGAGGGGUUUUCCAUCACAGCCUCCUUCCCUUGAAACACAUAAUAAGAAACUCAGUCUCAUUGGCUCCCGUCUUUCUGCUGUGUUUUUUCUGCUGGUCUGCCGUUGUGUCCAUGUCAUUUCAUCACUGCCACAGGAAAUGAGUCGAUGUGUUAGUCUCUAUAUUCUGAUUAAGACUGUGAAAUUGUCUCAGUCAUAUUCACAGACUAAGGUAAGACUUGACAGUGUUCACUCUCAGCCCUUUCUUGAGCACCAGCGUACCUUUUAAGCUCAGCGUGGUCUGCUGAAAUUUCAGCAAUUCAGCUUAAUUUAAAAUGCAAAUCAGUAGCCUCAGCUCAGAGUGAUAGAAAUACUUUUCCCUGCCACUGAGAGUUCUGUCAUGGUGGAGGCUGAAUAGAAACAUCUGUAGUUGUUAGGACAGUGGAAACGUGCAGAUGGGAAUUUGGCUUUAAAUCUUGAGAUCUGCCAGCACAGCUUCUCCAGACAGUUUUUGCUGAGAAGUUCUCUUCAGUGAGUUUUUUCAAGCCAAAAUCAAAAAGUGUCAUUUGCCUCAAUGAAGUAUGACUAAAUUCUGAUGCAAUUAGUCUUGUAAUGCAUCAUUUGAUUAAAUUAUCAACAGAAAAUUACAUGAUUUCAAGAUCAUUUUGAUGAAUUUACCUCACCAAUUGUCUUUCAUGAAGUCGAAAUGUCAAAUAUUUGCUGGUUGGUUGCUUGAUUUGUGAUUAUAGACUCUUGGACUGUAGGUCACAUUAAGUAAGCAAAUAUCAGACUGUUGACUUGUAAUGAGCAUUUAUCUUGAUUUUACAUUUACCAGGUGACAAAUAAGUGAGGCAUGUGUACUGUCCCCUGCACAAGCUGUGAACCCACAUCUAUUUAUGAUACUGUACUGUAAUCCUCACAUUCAUGUUCAUAAUGUGUAGCCUGUGUUACAGAGGUUGUGCUAAUUGCACACCUUUGCCCACUUUCUGUCACCUUAAGACCUCUCCUCCUGAUCUGUACAAGCAUUAGUACUAAUGAUGGGUAACCCACAAUGUUUGACAAACAGAGUUGUGUGUGGCACUGCCUGGUAUGAAUGGUCUGUAUUAGUGGUUGCUCUGCAUAUAGCAGAGUGCCUAUUUAAACAUCCAUUUGUUUGUGUACUCAGACUAAAACUCGACUCAUCUGUCUUCAACCUGCUCCAACUCUGCUGUUAUAGCUUUGAAUCCUCACUGAGUUUUUAAAUGUGACUCUCCAAAAUGUGUGAUGUAGGAAACACAGACUUAAUUUUCCAUGUACUCCAGCUUCCCCUUAAUAUUAUUUGGCGUCUUAAAUAUUCAUAUUUAGUGUUGCCACAUGCAGACAUCACACACAUUCACAGUUUCCAUGAAAAGCAUGGCAGGUUUAAGCUCUUGAUGCUGAAGCAUGUGUACUGUACAUGUUGUCCUGUUUAUGCUUGGCUCUCACUCAGUGUUUAGGCUUAUUUUCUGUGGCGUUUUAAGGGCUUUUUCCCCCCAUCAUGGUCCAUAUUGGGGAAAUUAGUGACAGUCAUAUAAAAGAUAAGCUGAAGCAGCUUAUCUUUAAUAAGACCUUAACUGGCCCAUGAAUUAUCAUGUCAGAGAUUCUGUAUUAGGGUUCGGUCAGUUUAUUGAUACUUUCAGUAAACAUUACACAUUAGUCUAUGAGGGCCAAAAUUAAUAUAAUAGAGGUAUGGUUGUUUAUACUUCUGCAAACAGACAGUUUGUGCUGCUCGUUGCUGUCUCCUCUCAGAUGGUCAUCAGUCUGGGUUUCACUAGGAGAAUUUUAUUCUGUCAUGAUGCUCUAAAUGUUUCUCUGUGUAUAGAAUACAUUUCAAAGGGAGACACUCAAUCCUUGUGUUUUAUUAGUUUUUUACCAAAAUUUCAUGACAAAGAGUAACCAAUGCGAAGCUGCCACAGGUCUUAUUUUGAGGCAGAACAGCAGUGUCUAUUUACAGUGUGAAACACAGAAAGUGACAGACCAUGCUGGAACAAGUGAGAUUAAAUGGUGAAGAAAGCUAAGUGACACUGGUGGACUGAGAAAAGAAGGCUGGUAGGGUAUACGUGAGUGUCAAGACUGUGCAAACACAUGAAGAAAGCAGGAAGAAGGAAGAGAAAGAAAGGUGAUAAACUAAUGCAGUGUGGGAGUGAUGCACCGUUGAGAGAAAGAAAGCGAGAAGGAGGAGGAGAAUGUCAAAAUGAUACGUAGCUGAGAUGAAGAGGUAUCAUCAUCCUGGCAACCGGAUGGCUGCGGUGCUGGAGCCGUGUGGUGACUUCCUGUUUGUUAGCAGCAUACAGGAAGUAAGAGGCCCCAAGAGAAUGGUCUAACUGAGUGUGUAACUUAAAAUGAAGUGAGAGGCCGAGCUAUAGUGCAGCGUCCAGUGCAAAUAGAGUAAAGUGGAGAGAGGAAGAUGCCAGCCCCACCUCCCCCACCACCCCCUGGGCCUCCCCCUCCUCCCACCUUAGCGCUUGCCAACACAGAAAAACCGAAUCUAAACCGCUCAGAACAGCAGAACAGGAAUGCUCUGUUGUCCGAUAUUUCUAAAGGCACCAGAUUAAAGAAAGCGGUUACCAAUGACCGCAGUGGGCCCAUUCUGGACAAACCCAAAGGAGGAGGAGGUGGUGGAGGAGGAGGUGGAGGAGGAGGAGGAGGUGGAGGAGGUGGAGGAGGUGGUGGAGGAGGUUUUGGUGGCGGGGCUCCUGCUGGUUUAGGAGGCCUGUUUGCAGGAGGGAUGCCAAAACUGAGAUCUGCCACAAACAGAGACACCACUGACUCAGGACCCAGCCGAGGACCUGUGCUUCCCCCAGGAGGUCGCUCAAGUGGCCCCAGCCCCUUUGGUGGCAGCUCUGCUGGCCCACCUAAACUCCCUGGAGCCCCUGGUGGUGCCCGUAGCAAUGUCCCUGAUCUUCCCAAGGGCCGCCCAAAUUUUUCAUCCAGACAAGACACUCCAGGAGGUCCCCCUCCUCCCGUACCCAACACACCUCGACCAACCCAGUCCUUCCCAUCUCGUGGGGGCCCACCUCCACCAUCACUCCCCUCAGGACCCCGACCCAGCCCGGCUUCUGGGCCUCCUCCUCCCAGUGUUCCACCAGGGAGACACGGAGCUCUCCCUCCCCCACCAGGAGGCUCCUCACCCGGGCCGAGACCGGGCUUCUCCGCGCCUCCUCAUCCACCCCCAAACAGCGGCCGACCCCCCCUGCCGCCAGCACCCGGAGGGAGACCCCCGCUUCCCGACGACCGACCCCCCCCGCCGCCUGCUCCUCUGGGAGGUCAUCGGCCGUCUAUGCCCCGUGACAUGCCUCCUCCUCCCCCCUCUGUCAACUCCAAACCUCCUCCCUCUGUCUCUUCCUCCUCAUCCCCUCGUUCCUCACCCAGUGGUGGGGUGCCUCCUCUCCCACCAGGGCGACCGGGCCCUCCCCCUCUCCCACCCACCCCAGCUGGAGGGGAUGACCACAGCACACCUCGUCUACCCCAAAGGAACAGCUCACUCAACAGCCACAGUCCAGCUCCGCCUCAUGGCAGGACAGGCCCUCUCCCUCCCCCACCAAACGAGAGACCACCAUCUCUUGGGAGGAACCAAUCCUCAGCACGCACAGGGCCUCUUCCUCCCCCUCCUCCCUCAAGUCGUGGCGUGGGUGGGGGCAGCGUGAGGUCAUCGCCAGCGCCUUCCCCCAUUGGCCGCCCAGGCCCAGAUCCCCCUCGUGGCGGACCUGGCGGUAGACCUCCCCUCCCUCCGGACAGGCCAGGGACAGGAGGAGCCCCUCUUCCUCCACCACCCAUGGGUAAUGGCUUCCAAAACUCUCACCACAACCAGAUACAGGAUGAGUGGGAGUGUCGGUUCACUUUCCAUCCAGUGUCAGACCUUCCUCCACCCGAUCCCUACGUGCCCUUCCAGAAGACCUACCCCAGCAAGAUUGCUAAGACUGACGGCAAAGGUUCUGGUAAAAAGGAGAGAGGAGCUCCUCCUCUUCCUCCAGUACCAAGGUGAAGAAGAAGUGGCAGCCAUCACAACACCUGGAACCCCCCCCCCCCCCCCCUUUUCCUCACUUCCUCUGUUGCGCUCAUUCUGCUUUGAACUGUGGCAUUCUGUUUGUGUAUGGACAUGAGACAUGUAAAAUGGACCUGACGUACAGUUGACCAAGUAUAAAAGGACAGACUCACAAUGUGGAGUUUACAUCAGGUGCCUCUGUAGCAGCAGAAUGCCAAAGACCAAAGCUUGUUUCUACUCCGGUACGCUGUGUUCAGAUAAAAAGAUAAAUAGACUUGACAGACCCCUGUAGGUACUAGGAAUUUUUUUUCAGGUUUACAACCAUGCUGUGGGUGGAAGAUGUGUUUUUGGUGGCCUGUGUUGAUCUGGUUGCUGUGAAUCAUAAAUUGCUUACAAAAUAGUAUUUUCAAGAACCCUGAUCAACAUUGACUUUAUUCUAUCAACUUCCAUUGUUUGCUCACAGUGGUUGAUAGAUUCCAUACAUUGCUUGCUAAAUAUAAAAUUUUAUCAACCAGCUUCACUUUUAUUAAAUAAUACAAAGCCUUUCUCUGCAAAUAGAGUAGCAUUUGACAGGUAGCACGUGUGUGUUUACACAGCCCAGGUACACAGCCUAGGUAAAGCUAAAUCAGCAUCUUAUGGCAAUAUUAUUGUCAACAUUGGAAUCCCAGGGUUAUCAUGCAGCAACAGUGCAGGGCUUAUAAUGUAACCAGUCGCCUCUCUCAAGUGUGUUGACAAGCUGUUUCUCUCUUUUUUUGUACCAGUGUUUCCCUUGUGCCUUUCUCUAUUCAGGAUUGUACUUUCAGGCUGCUUAAACAAGUUAAGGGAAUUAGCCUUUUGUGCCUUAAAUUAUGUAUGUAUGUUUGUUCAGCUGGGUUUGAUGACCUCUGUCAAUGAUGUAAAUGUCAAAACAGAAGCAAUACAGCCUCUCAAUUGCUACAUUGCCUAGAAUACUUGGCGCAGCAAAGUGUCUUAAUUACAGCAUCAAUACACAGACAGGCAUGGAACCAAACUAAAAAUGGCCACAGACUCUUGCCACUGCUGCAUAAAAGAUCAGGGGAAACGCAGGUGUUUAAUUUGCCAAAGCCACACGUGCCUUCAUGGUAUGUGUAUUUACAUCUAUGUGUUUCUGUUGGAACCACUGAACGGUACUUUUCCUAUGAUUGUUAAAUGUGAUGUGAGCAUGCAUUUAAUGUUUAUGAUUGAGAUGUUUUAAAGGACAUUGUAUGGGUGUGUGGCAGCAUUGGUUUACAGUUGAACUGAUUAUUAUUUUGCUUAAAAGCUGCCCUGACUUACUAUGAAGGACCUGUGUAUGUACCUGUAUGAUUUAAUCAAAUGGUAUUGAAGGACUGUAUUAUUUUAAGUUAUGUUUCAGAACUGUGCAGUAUUACGUUUUGGCUUCACCCAGCACUGCUUUGAAUGGUCUUUUGUAUACAGGAUGUAUUAUUAUCAUGUGUUGGUCAAAGAGACAUUUUCUUUAAGACAAUCAUACAGAAGCAAAUCUAUUUAGAUCAAUGAAUAAAAUGCUUUAAGAUGC
Messenger RNA from Lates calcarifer (barramundi perch), 6059 nucleotides. It is a transcript of the gene wipf1b, whose product is annotated as WAS/WASL interacting protein family, member 1b. Gene Ontology annotation, molecular function: actin binding. Bases 2948 to 4525 code for a protein of 525 amino acids. The transcript has 9 exons. The record is from RefSeq and is a predicted model, not a curated record. Lineage: Eukaryota; Metazoa; Chordata; Actinopteri; Centropomidae.